GUCAAAUCAUAGCCUCUCGCUAGUAGUUUGUAGUGUGUCUGUGUGUCGUGUCCAGUCGUGUCCAUAGUAUUGUUGCAAAGUAAUUGUCAUGGCUUCGGAGCGGUACAGUUUUUCAUUAACGACCUUUAGUCCAUCAGGCAAGUUAGUGCAAAUAGAAUAUGCCUUGGCCGCGGUAGCCGCCGGUGCGCCGAGCGUGGGCAUCAAGGCGUUAAACGGCGUCGUCCUCGCCACGGAGAACAAGCACAAGUCCAUUCUCUACGAGGAGCAUAGCGUUAGCAAGGUCGAAAUGAUUACGAAGCACAUCGGCAUGGUGUACAGUGGCAUGGGCCCAGAUUACAGACUGCUAGUGAAGCAAGCACGUAAAAUGGCACAACAGUAUCUCCUAGUGUAUCGAGAACCCAUCCCGACUGCACAGCUCGUGCAACGCGUUGCAAUGGUCAUGCAAGAGUAUACGCAGUCUGGAGGUGUCAGACCCUUCGGAGUGUCACUCUUGAUUUGCGGUUGGGACAACGACAGGCCGUAUCUGUUCCAGUGCGAUCCGUCCGGCACGUAUUUUGCAUGGAAGGCGACCGCGAUGGGUAAAAAUUUCAUUAAUGGCAAAACGUUCCUCGAGAAAAGGUACAGCGAGGAUCUGGAGUUGGACGACGCCGUUCACACCGCCAUCCUGACGCUGAAGGAAAGCUUCGAGGGACAGAUGACCGCGGACAAUAUCGAAGUCGGCAUUUGUGACGCGAACGGAUUUAGAAAGUUAGAUCCGUCCAACGUCAAGGAUUAUCUCGCGAAUAUUCCCUAAGCUAAACUACGUUUUUUAAUAUAUUCUCAAAAUAAAACUUCGUAAUCGUUAAUUUGAAUUUGAAUCAGAUUCUUGCAAUAAAUAUCCUGUCAAAAAUGAAAGUUAAUCGUGUUUUUUUUUGUAACAAUUAAAACUGUAUUAAAUUGUAACAGUUUCGCAUUUCUUCCAGAAUAUAUCUUACAAUUCUA
Messenger RNA from Monomorium pharaonis (pharaoh ant), 981 nucleotides. RefSeq names its product proteasome subunit alpha type-2 (gene Prosalpha2). The coding region runs from base 89 to 793 and encodes 234 amino acids. Gene Ontology annotation, biological process: ubiquitin-dependent protein catabolic process. Gene Ontology annotation, cellular component: proteasome core complex; proteasome core complex, alpha-subunit complex. NCBI's taxonomy places the organism in Eukaryota, Metazoa, Arthropoda, Insecta, Hymenoptera, Formicidae. The transcript has 3 exons. The record is from RefSeq and is a predicted model, not a curated record.